Messenger RNA from Rhipicephalus microplus (southern cattle tick), 1378 nucleotides. Its product is annotated as UBX domain-containing protein 1-B. Gene Ontology annotation, molecular function: K48-linked polyubiquitin modification-dependent protein binding. Gene Ontology annotation, cellular component: nucleus; cytoplasm. NCBI's taxonomy places the organism in Eukaryota, Metazoa, Arthropoda, Arachnida, Ixodida, Ixodidae. Gene Ontology annotation, biological process: negative regulation of proteasomal ubiquitin-dependent protein catabolic process; negative regulation of protein K48-linked deubiquitination; negative regulation of protein ubiquitination. The record is from RefSeq and is a predicted model, not a curated record.
CAAGCCUUAUGAGGAUAGAGAUCUCGUCGGCAGAGAUAUUGUGAUACUUUUUCAUGCGUUAAUAUCGCGUUUGUUUUCUGAAUCAUUCCGCCGCUGUGCCUUUUUCGUAGUGGAGCGAGCACCCGUAGGGUCCGAUAUAGGACAGGAUCGCCUCAGUCAUGUCGUCCAUAGUAAGCAUCCUAGAAGAAAUGGGCUUCUCCACGGCAAGAGCGAAGAGGGCGGUGGAGGUCUGCGGUGACCAGAACGUCGAAGCCGCCAUGGAAUGGCUUCUAGCGCACGCGGAUGAACCCAUGGACAUCGCCGAACCGGCUGAGCCUAUGCCGAAGUCCCCUGCACCUCAAACGCAGGCCGGGAACGCUGCCUCAGAGUCUACCAGCAACCCUGAAGUGCAGAAAGAUCACGCCGAAGAAAGCAGCAAGGAAUCGAUCCCGGAAACACCUGCAGCGGCUGCGGACGCAUCCGCCAAAAGUUUGAAGUGUGACGAGUGCGGCAAGCUCUUCAGGGGUGCGCUCGAAGCGCAGUAUCACAGCGUCAAGUCUAAACACGAGCAUUUCUCCGAGUCCACGGAGGAAAUCAAGCCCCUGACUGAAGAGGAGAAGCAAGAACAAGCUAGAAAGCUGGAAGAAAAGAUACGGCAGCGGCGGCUGGAGCGGGAGGAGAAGGAGAAGAAAGAAGCCAUCGAGCGGGAAAAGGAGCGCCGAAAGUUUGGCCAGGAAGUUGCCACAACUCGCCAAAAGAUCGAGGAACAGGAGAUGCUCAAGUUGGCCGAAGAAAAGAGGAAGGAGAAGAUGGAAGCCAUGCUGGCCAAGAAGAAAGUUCUCGAGGACAUCGAAAGGGACAAGCUGGAGAGGAGAGAGAAGUUCAACAUGGGAGGAGGGGCCCCUCCGGCCGCCGUGGCCAAGCCUCCCACUCCGGUCGCACCCGUGGAGCCAAAGAAAGAGUACGACCAGUGCAAGCUUCAGAUACGCCUGACGAACGGGCAGACGCUGACACAAACCUUUGGAGCGCACGAAGAGCUGGCAGCGGUCCGACUCUACGUUGAGAUGAACAGGACGGACGGCGACCUUCCGUUCACCCUGAUGACCAGCUUCCCACGAAAAGUGUUCUCCGACGAAGACUACGGCAAGCCCCUCAAUGCCUUGGGCCUCGUGCCAUCUGCAGUGAUCAUCUUAACAAAAGCAAAGUGAUUUAGCUGGUGUUCAGCUGAGACGACUACCGGGCAAGCAGCUUUGGAAGCCGUGUGUGCGUGUGUGUGUUCGUGCUGGCAAAGUGUGCUGGCAUACAGAGACUUGUAUAUUAAUACCGACUGUGCUGUGCACAAUAAACUUUCAGUGUCCGUCCUGCUUUGGGAAGCAGGGGGGGCAUGUUUUCUUAUAUA